This is a messenger RNA of Centruroides sculpturatus (bark scorpion), 1317 nucleotides long. RefSeq lists its product as uncharacterized. The record is from RefSeq and is a predicted model, not a curated record. Bases 25 to 528 code for a protein of 167 amino acids. The transcript is spliced from 6 exons. Lineage: Eukaryota; Metazoa; Arthropoda; Arachnida; Scorpiones; Buthidae.
AUAUAUAUUGUUUGAAGGAUAUAUAUGCAUGCUAUAAGAAUUUCAAUUUCAGGAGUGAAUGGUAUACAUCUGCAACACUACAGAAUUUCUGAUAUGAAUUUUAUAUAUUUAAUAUCGAUAUUCUUUAUCUUGCUCUGUGAAAUCAAUUGUAUAAAUUUCUACCCGUUAUGUCCAACUCGUUCAGUGGAUAGAUAUUGUGCUUUGAAAGAUAAAAAACCAGUUGCAGAAUGCGCUGCUCAGUAUAAAUUGUCAAGAGGUUUUGAAAUUCUGGAAAAUUGUUUCAAAGCGAUAGAUGAAAGAGGAAAAAACAUGACAAUAGACCAAAUUAUUGAAGAAGUGUGUAAUCUCGAAGCUGAUGAAUUCAAUGCAGUUUCUAAUUGUGUACAAAGUGGACUUCUCAUAAGCUACAAGAAGGACGGAAAAGUUCUUGAUUUUUAUAAUAGUUGUCUUCUUUUCAUCGAAAGAAAAGAAAAUAAGGUCUGCUCUAUGUUUUAUUCCCAUAUCUAUGGAGAUGUUUUAAGAUUGUAAGCCAAAAAGCAUUCGAGAGUUUCAAUUGUUGAGAAUUAUAAAAAGUGACAUCUCUUUAGGUCUUCGUUCUAAUAUUAGAUAUAUUAAUGGAUAUAUUGUAAAACUAUUUUUUAAUAAUUUUUCAAUUUUGUACUAUUAAUACUUUCUCAUAAAGCAAAAAUAUAUCUUUUAUUACAAAUUUUUUUACUCGGAUAUUGUUAAAUUAUUGCAAUUAUAUUAAACUAUUACGGAAAAGUAGGACAUUGGCGCCCCCUGAGUAAUACGUACUAACACCCUCAAUUACUAAUUUGUUAUGUGCAUCAGAAAUCUUGUAACUUUUCCAGUACGUAGCAGUUACAAUUAUAAAAAUGUGCAGCUGAAGCCAUUAGGCUGUCUUUCUACGUUCUGUCAGAUAUUUCAUAAAUUUAAAGUUAUUUGUUUAUUUUUAUUUAUUUAUUUAUUUAGGAAUGUUUAUUAUUUUUCCUUACGGGGAUCAGAGUACUUCUUUGCACCACUAAAGCAUUAUAGGGAGCUUCAUUGAUUAAAAGCAGUAAAAAAUACAUAAACUCACUAAGUUAAUUACAUGAAAAAUGUAAUAACAUUUAAAAAAAUAAAACAUUCAGCUAUUUUCCUGAAUUGUAGUUUUGUGACGGAAGUAAACUACCACCACGAAACUGCUGGAAGGUGUCUUUUAAGGAUGGUGUUAUAAAAGCUGUUUGUUGGGUUUAAAUUUUAAUCCGUGCGCUUUAAAAUUCGAUAACAAUUCACAAACAUAUUGGAAAUAUUCAAUAUAUAAUUUUAGAGAUAAUA